This is a messenger RNA of Anopheles maculipalpis, 136 nucleotides long. RefSeq lists its product as uncharacterized. The coding region runs from base 25 to 135 and encodes 36 amino acids. The record is from RefSeq and is a predicted model, not a curated record. The transcript has a single exon. NCBI's taxonomy places the organism in Eukaryota, Metazoa, Arthropoda, Insecta, Diptera, Culicidae.
UCAUCUGAUCAGUAUGUCCUUCCGAUGGAGGAAGAUACCAGUUAUUACGUGUACAUCUCGCUAACGCUCAUUCCCGUAUAUUUAGCAUUCAAACUCGUGCAGUGGAUGGGCUGGGAGUUGUUUGUGAAUAAUUAAG